AUGCGCAAUGGCAUCCACGUCUGGGUCGAAAAUGGGGGAGUCGUCGGACGAGGCGUGCUCCUGGACUAUGCAGCAUGGGCUGAAGCCAAUACAAAACCGGUGAAUUGCUUUCAACCGCAGUCCAUUCCGGUCUCGGAUCUUCAAGAGGUCGCCGCCAAUCAAAACGUCAUCUUCCGACCUGGCAACAUCCUGUUUGUUCGAACCGGUUGGACUCGCGCAUAUGAGCAGCUUUCGUAG
Penicillium alfredii is the source of this 237-nucleotide messenger RNA. RefSeq lists its product as uncharacterized. Lineage: Eukaryota; Fungi; Ascomycota; Eurotiomycetes; Eurotiales; Aspergillaceae. The transcript is spliced from 2 exons. Gene Ontology annotation, molecular function: arylformamidase activity. The coding region runs from base 1 to 237 and encodes 78 amino acids. The record is from RefSeq and is a predicted model, not a curated record.